AAAAAGUUAUAUCUACAAUAACAUAUUAUUAGUAGUGCAAUUGUGUUUUGUUCUAGGGGCUUUUUGAGGCGUUGCAGCGAGGUUAGGAGCGGGUGGUGGUGAUGAUGGUGAUCUUUACCGAAACAAAAGCGAAACUGAAAGACAAAUACGAGCACAUGAGACAGGUUUAACGCAGAAGAGACUCUGUGGGUGUGUAUUUUGUUUUUAGCGGAUAGGUAAAAGUGGAUCUUUUGUACGAGUUCAUUGUAGUUUUACAAUAAUAUUAAUUUCGUAUUAAUGAUGUUUGUAUGGUGCCUUCAAGGGACACGACCAUAUUAGGGUGUGGUUUUUAAUUUAUAAUUAUUGAUCUAUUUGAUUGUUUUGUGCAGGUCAGGUGUACGUUUAAGAACUGGUACACAAUACUACUGUAGUUGCAAACCAACAGUGACAGAUAGGGCUGCACAAUAAAUACCGAUAUUAUUAUUAUUAUUAUUAUUAUUAUUAUUAUUAUUAUUAUUAUUAUUAUUAUUAUUACCGAGUAGUCCUGUUUAGUUGUUUUAAACGAUCGUUUUAGUGAAAAUCGAUAUUUAUUAAUAAAAGAAAAGAAAGACAUAAGAAAAUAUGUCUGGGAGCCGCACAGACUGUUUAGAGAAGCCGCUCAGCGCUGCUUUUAAGAAGUUGGGGCGCUUUGUUGGUAGGUAUCCCUUGGUUUUUGUGGUGAUCUCUUUGCUGGCCUCAUGUGGGCUUGGGUCUGGUUUUUACUUUUUGAAGCAGCUUGAAGCGAAUGACAUCGAAGACCAGUUUACUCCCUGGAAUGGACCGGCAAAGGAAGAAAGGGUGUUUAUAAAGAAUCAUUUCCCGAUUAGCGACUCAAACGAAUUCUCAAGCCAGCGGCUUUACACAGAAGGUGCAUACUCGUCUCUCGCAGUGGUUUCCAAAACAGGGAACAUUUUAACAGAUGAGGCAUUUAAAGAAAUACUUGAGUUAGACAGAAUAGUUAAAGGGAUAAGCGUUUCUGAUGGAGAUCAGAAUCAUACUUAUUCAAGUCUUUGCGCUAAAGAAAACAACAAUUGCGUGUCCAAUGCGAUAUUAGACAUAAUUAAUUCUGGUCAAACUAGCAAGCUGACUUAUCCUGUGUACAAAAAGAACGUUUUUCUGGGGUCGACAAUUGGUGGGGUAAAGACAGAUGACACCACAGGCAUCAUGAAAAGCGCAAAAGCAAUCCAACUAUAUUACUAUCUACGAGAAAACGAAACAGAAAGUAAUACAAAAUGGCUGAAUGAAUUUGUCAAAUACUUCUCUGGACACUUGGCAGAAUUACAUCUUCAUUCUGUUAAGGUGUCGUACUUUACAUCAGUAUCAAGACAGAAUGAAUUUGAAGGGAAUUCUAAGAAGGUGAUCCCACUGUUUUCCAUCACUUACUUCGUUGUCAUAUUCUUCUCAAUCGUAUCUUGCUUGAGGUUUGACUGUGUGAGAAAUAAGGCAUGGGUGGCCACCUUUGGAGUCCUCUCAGCGGGCUUGGCGGUACUGUCUGCUUUCGGGAUGUUGCUGUACUGUGGAAUGCCAUUCGCUAUGACUGUGGCUAACGCCCCCUUCCUGAUCCUUGGGAUUGGAGUUGAUGACAUGUUCAUUAUGAUCUCUUGCUGGCAGAAAACCAAGGUUCAUGAUUCAGUGGAAGAUCGCUUGGCAGAGACUUAUAAAGAUGCAGCCGUCUCCAUCACCAUCACCACUCUAACUGAUGUCUUGGCUUUCUACAUAGGCAUCAUGACACCCUUCCGAUCUGUGCAGUCGUUUUGCCUCUACACAGGCACUGCAGUUCUGUUCUGCUAUCUGUACAACAUAACAUUCUUUGGAGCUUUCUUGGCUCUCAAUGGAAAAAGAGAAAAGGGCAACAGGCACUGGCUGACAUGCAUGAAGGUGGAGCAGGACUGUCCUGCAGGACGCUCUACAGGGUACAGCAUGUGCUGUGUAGGAGGGGCGUACGACGCAAACACAGACUGUGAGAAAGAGCAGCCAGUGAAUCUGUUCUUUAAGAAGUACUAUGGCCCUUUUCUUACAAACACAUGGACCAAAGUGUUUGUGGUGUUGCUGUAUGGUGGGUACCUGGCUAGCAGUAUUUAUGGGUGUCUUCAGAUGCAGGAAGGUAUAGACCUUCGAAAUCUGGCAUAUGACGGUUCGUAUGUUGUUAACUACUAUGAUGAUGAGGAUGCUUAUUUUUCAGAGUAUGGACCAAGAGUUAUGGUUGUUGUUACAGAACAAGUUGAUUAUUGGAAUAAAGAGGUCCGUAAAGAGAUUGAAAGUUGUUUGAAAGUAGUUGAAAACCGCUUGUAUGUAGAUGCAAGCCUGUCUGUUUCAUGGCUAAGAGUAUAUGAGAAUGUUUCUAAAUUACUAAAUAUCAACUUAGAUAAUGAAACGGUAUUUAAAGACAAUUUAAAGUUAAUUCUUCCAACCUUUAAACAAGACAUUAGUAUCUCUAAUGAUAAUAUUAUUGCCUCCCGUUUCUUUAUUCAGACCACAAACAUUACCACUCCAAUCAAGGAAAAGAACAUGCUAGAUGAGCUGAGAGAGGAUGUAAAGAACUGUGUAGUCCCAGUACUGGUUUAUCACCCAGCAUUCAUCUACUUUGACCAGUAUGCAGUCAUAGUCUCUAACACGAUACAGAAUAUUGCAGUAGCAACUGCAGUAAUGUUGGUCAUCGCCCUCCUAUUGAUUCCCAAUCCUCUUUGUUCUUUGUGGGUAACGUUUGCCAUCGGAUCUGUCAUUGUUGGUGUUGCUGGCUUCAUGGCUUUCUGGAAUGUUAACUUAGACUCCAUAUCGAUGAUCAAUCUGGUCAUCUGUAUUGGCUUCUCUGUAGACUUUUCUGCACAUAUUUCCUACGCAUUUGUGUCAAACAGCAAAUGCGAUGUAAAUGAGAAGGCCAUUGAUGCGCUCCAUACUCUGGGUUACCCUAUAGUCCAGGGGGCUGUUUCUACCAUACUGGGUGUCAUUGUUCUGGCUGCAGCUGAAAGUUACAUCUUCAGGACAUUUUUCAAGAUCAUGUUCCUGGUCAUUUCUUUUGGGGCUCUUCACGGAAUUGUUUUUAUUCCGGUGUUCCUGACCUUCUUCGGGGUUUCCAAGGGUUAUGUUAAGGGUAAGGAAAAACUUAGACAAUGACAUUACUAGGGCUGCCCACAGCAACAAAACAGGUCAAUGAGUUUGGCAAUAGCCAUCUAGAUGACACAGAUUAACAUGGAGAUAAACGACAUGACUUUUUGUUUUGUAUUAUUACUACACAGAUAUAUUUGUAAUGUUUAAAGUAAAAUGGUGAGUUUGUUUAUAUUAUUGAUUGAUGGCACUGGUGCGCUUGUAGCUUCCUUAGACUUUAAAAGAACCAAUAAAUACUUCCUGUGUUAAGUGUUA
Molecule: messenger RNA, 3378 nt
Organism: Acipenser ruthenus (sterlet)
Lineage: Eukaryota; Metazoa; Chordata; Actinopteri; Acipenseriformes; Acipenseridae
Product: patched domain-containing protein 3-like
Exons: 4
Coding region: 601-3132 (843 amino acids)
Cellular component (GO): membrane
Source: RefSeq, a predicted model, not a curated record